AUGGGGUUUGGAAGUGACCUGAAGUAUUCUCAUGAUGCUUUGUUAAAAUUGCAAGAUUGGGAGUUACGACUACUGGAAACUGUGAAGAAAUUUAUGGCCAUGCGAGUAAAAAGUGACAAAGAAUAUGCAUCCACUUUACAGAAUCUUUGUAAUCAAGUUGAUAAAGAGAGUACUUCCCAACUGGAUUAUAUUAGCAAUGUAUCCAAGUCUUGGCUGCUUAUGGUACAGCAGACAGAGCAACUUAGCAGGAUAAUGAAGACACAUGCAGAAGAUCUUAACUCUGGGCCACUACAUAGACUUACAAUGAUGAUCAAAGACAAGCAACAAGUAAAGAAGAGUUACAUAGGUGUUCAUCAGCAAAUUGAGGCAGAGAUGUUCAAGGUCACAAAGACAGAACUGGAGAAAUUAAAAUCUAGUUACAGACAAUUAAUAAAAGAAGUUAACUCUGCCAAAGAGAAGUAUAAAGAAGCUGUGGCUAAAGGAAAGGACACUGAAAAAGCUAAAGAUCGUUAUGAUAAAGCCACUAUGAAACUUCACAUGCUGCAUAAUCAAUAUGUGUUGGCAUUGAAGGGAGCACAGUUACAUCAGCACCAGUACUAUGACACUAUGCUUCCUCUGUUACUUGAUUCGUUACAGAAGAUGCAAGAAGAAAUGGUUAAAGCACUAAAAGGAAUCCUUGAUGAAUACAGUCAGAUCACCAGUCUUGUAACAGAAGAGAUAGUGAAUGUUCAUAAAGAGAUCCAGACUUCUGUUGAACAGAUAGACCCUAACUCAGAGUACAAUUGCUUCAUAGAGGCUCACAGGUCACCAGAGAAUGUAGAACAAGAAAUAGUGUUUGAUACAUCUUUACUGGAAGAAAAUGAAAAUCUUCAAGCUAAUGAGAUCAUGUGGAAUAACUUAACAGCAGAAAGCUUGCAAGGAAUGUUGAAAACAAUAGUAGAAGAAUUGAUUCAGACACAGCAGAUGCUUUUGAACAAAGAGGAACUUCUGUUGGAACUAGAAAAGAAAAUAGAAGAAUCUUCUAAGACCUGUGAAAAAAAAUCAGACAUUGUGCUUUUGCUGAGCCAGAAGCAAGCACUAGAAGAACUCAAGCAAACAGUUCAGCAAUUAAGAUGCACGGAGGCAAAAUUUACAGCCCAGAAAGAACUUCUAGAGCAAAAAGUUCAGGAGAAUGAUGGAAAAGAGCCACCUCCAGUAGUAAAUUAUGAAGAAGAUGACAGAUCAGUCACUUCUAUGGAUAAGAAGGAUAAGGUGUCCAGGUUUGAUACUAUUCGUCACUCCAUCGCUGGAAUGAUAAGAUCUCCAAAAUCCAUGCUGGGCUCUUCAUCAUUCUUUGAUGUAAUAUCAACCAGCGAGAAACCAUUGGCUGAGCAAGAUUGGUAUCAUGGUGCAAUUCCACGAAUAGAAGCCCAGGAGCUGUUAAAGCAGCAAGGAGACUUCCUGGUGCGAGAGAGCCACGGGAAACCUGGUGAAUAUGUCCUUUCUGUGUUUUCAGAUGGACAACGGAGACACUUUAUCAUACAAUAUGCUGAUAAUCAGUACCGAUUUGAAGGAACUGGGUUUCCAACUAUUCCUCAGCUUAUAGACCAUCAUUACACAACAAAACAAGUAAUUACGAAGAAAUCAGGUGUAGUUCUGCUGAAUCCUGUUGUUAAGGAUAAGAAAUGGGUUCUCAAUCAUGAAGAUGUCACACUGGGAGAAUUACUGGGCAAAGGUAAUUUUGGUGAAGUAUAUAAGGGAACAUUAAAGGAUAAAACUCCUGUUGCUGUAAAAACUUGUAAAGAAGACCUUCCUCAGGAACUGAAAAUAAAAUUUUUAUCAGAGGCCAGAAUACUCAAGCAAUAUGACCAUCCCAAUAUUGUCAAGCUAAUAGGAGUUUGCACUCAAAGGCAGCCUAUUUAUAUAGUUAUGGAACUUAUUCCAGGAGGUGAUUUCCUCUCCUUUUUAAGAAAGAAGAAGGAUGAGCUAAAAACCAAACAGUUAGUGAAAUUUUCAUUAGAUGCUGCUGCUGGUAUGGCGUAUCUCGAGUCUAAAAACUGUAUACACAGGGACCUUGCUGCAAGGAACUGCCUGGUAGGUGAAAAUAAUGUUCUGAAGAUCAGUGACUUUGGAAUGUCUCGUCAAGAGGAUGAUGGGGUAUAUUCAUCUUCAGGCUUAAAGCAGAUUCCUAUCAAAUGGACUGCUCCAGAGGCACUCAACUAUGGGAGAUACACUUCUGAAAGUGAUGUAUGGAGCUUUGGGAUCCUUCUUUGGGAGACCUUCAGUCUAGGCGUAUGUCCAUACCCUGGAAUGACCAACCAACAAGCACGGGAACAAGUGGAGAAAGGAUAUCGAAUGUCAGCACCUCAAAAGUGCCCAGAGGAAAUAUAUAAAAUAAUGCAGAGAUGCUGGGACUACAAACCAGAAAACCGACCAAAAUUCAGCGAGAUUCAGAAAGAACUAUCUUCAAUCAAAAAGAAAGUGACAUAGUGAUAAAGUAGUGCCAAACUCAACCUACAGAACUCUGUUUUUCAACAAAGUAAUAUUUUCCCCUCAAACACUGUGCGUUUAUACCACAUUAUCUGCAAUAUUCUUCUAGGGUUACUUUUUAAAAUUAACUCUUUUUUUAUAUAUGUGUGUGCGUGCGCGCGUCAUCUUGGAAAAUGUCUAAGCAUACAUUAAAGAGAGACGAUUCUGCCAAAUGUUAUAUAUCUAGUCACAUUAACACUGUCAUUUAGGAUACAUGUAAAUAGAACAUCACAUACUGUAGAUUUAAAGGACUAUGACUCCUAUCGAUUUUACAGUGAUAAACUGCUAGUGACAUUUUUCUAACGGUUUUCUACUUUAUGCUGCAUUCUUAAUUUGCUAUCUCAGUUGCAGUUAUCAACCAGUGGCACUAAAACACGGUGGCUGUGCCAUGUUUCUGAAGACUUUAAAUCUGAGGACCACAAUUUUUUAAUAGUAUUUCAAUUAGGAACUUUAAACCAUUUCUGCAACUGAUAUUUUAAAUGAUAUAUUGCUUUAAGAAAGAACAUCAGUUAAGAUUCUGGAUGUGCAUGUAUUCUUUUUAAACAAAGAAAUCCAUAAUUUUUUUGUAGAAUAAUAUUCACAUCAUUUACAAACGCAUCCUUAGAUUUCUUACAGUUGCUCUCAUCAUAGUAAAUAUGUUCAACUUUGGACAUUACUUGCUACUUUUUUACCUGUGAAAAAUUAAGUAGUUUAUCAGGAAUCUUUAUGCACAAAUCUCCUUUGAUAGGCUAGGUUUUUUCUAAAAGGCCAACAUCCAGUCUUGGGUGAUACAUGUUUGUCAGGAAAUACUCCAAAUCAUCUGCCUUUCAAAGUACAAGCAGAAGAAGAAAACCAUUGGUUUUGAAUAUACACAUGUAGAAAAGAGGUCAGCAGGAAGCAAGUUUGAGAACGAGAGUGGCAUGUAAUGAAGGUAACUGGUAGCAUUGAUUUUAGAUGAGUAAAAGAAAGCAAACUGCCAAAUUGGCUUUUGGAGGUUCUCUGAUAGUUUGAUUUUUUUUUUCCAAUUUUCAAAUAAUUGAUAUUCCUUUUCUGCAUGCAGUUGGAGUCAGCAAAAGGACAUGUUUUAAAAGAAUACUUUCCAUGCAUAUUUUCCAAAGAAAAAGGCUACAUCUCACUUGCAGACAGAAAUGCUACCUGUUUUAAACCUCUGGAAGGCUGAACAAGGCAUAGAGUAGAAAUAUUAAUCUAUAGAAAUGUCUUUAGUUGCGUUCAGAUUUGCAUACUCACACUGUCAAGGAGGAAAAGAUUGGUAUAAAAAUAGUAUUCUUAUAGGAAGAAUAAAAGCUAAUCAGUCGUGGGGAGGGAGGGAGCACAAAUAAUUUGUGGCUUGGACCUAUCUCUACAAAAGGCCCUGAUAAGGGUUCCAAACUGCCAUAGAGACCUGUGACUUUAGCAACAAAGUUAUGAUCUGAGAUCCAAAGUUUGGGAGACCUCUCUCUAAUAAUUAUCAAACUGUUAUCAGCUCAAGGUGUGUUAACAAGGAAUUAACUGCCAGACCAAGUGACUAAAACAGAGGAAUAAAAGAAAAACAGCGUUUGGGACUUUUAGUGGCCCUAUUUCUUUUCUUGGGGCUGUAUAAUAUUUUAUUUCUAUUGUGGUGACUCUUCUAUUGUGCAGAGCACAAUUUCUGCUCUUUAAAGUACAUUUAUGGUAGUAUUGAAGGAGAUAGAUGUGUGACUGAAGUAUUUGUAGGCUAUGAGUUUUUCGACCAGUAUCUGUUACAUUAAAUUUAGUGUCCAAAUGAACAGUGAAGCAGCAUACUGGAGAACACUUUUUUCAGUGUAGGUGGACUUGUUAGCACCUGGGUUUGUUCUGGGGGCAAAGGAAACAAAACACACUGGGGAAAAGGAGUAGAAACUGAAAAUAAAGGAAAAAUUAGUGUAAUCCCUUUAUCAUCAUUAUUUCUUUAUGUAAAUACUGUGUACAUUUAAUCAUCACUGUGCUCACACUUGGUCCAAAGAUCUUUGUCUCAAUACCAAUAAGAAACAUUGUUUAGUCAGUUAGCAUUGAUACUAAAUGUUACACAAACAGCGUGCCUUAAUGAGCUGGCAUGCUUGUGUGAAUAAAAGUGCAUGAAAAUGCCAGAAAUGUGCAACGAUAACUCUGGGAAGAAUCCAGAUAAAUCACCCAACUAUAGGUCCUCAUCUAUGCACUCGCUAAUGUCUAAAAGGAAGGACAAGAAUGUAUUUGCUUUUACUUAGAUUAACACACUUUUUUUUUAAUGAAUGAAAGAGACUAUACUAUUUCAAAGGACUGCAUAUGUCCUACCUUUCAACGAGAAAAUAGAACAGUUCUUUUUGUCUUAAUUUGGUAAACAGGACACACAAUUCUGAUUCUUAUGUACAGAGGUAAAAGGACAACAACUGUAUUCAUUUUUCACUUAUCUAAGCAGUUAACAUUUUGCAAUUCACAUCAUACUUCUGUUUAAAUUGAAAAGGCUUUUCAAAACAUGGAACACCUGCAGCAUCUAGAGUAUGUUGUGUUCUUUGUCCUAAAGCAGACAGGAAUUCAAUUCAUGAUUAAUAAUCCUUUGGGAGACUGUCAGGAUGAGUUCAUUGGUAUAGAAUAAAUUUAAUAUAGGCAUAUGUGUUUUUCACAAAAACUUAUUCAAACUGUUUUCUCAGCAUUAAUUCAGUUGCAUUUGUGGCAUAAUUUAUUUGUCCCAUCUGUCACAUGUAAAUUAUUGGAAUUAUGUACUUUAGGAAGUUACGUCAAUAUCAGAUACAUGUCUAUAACUACUUUUCUUAACUUUGCAAGUUUAUGGCAGGGGAGACUACAAAAAUGUACAAAGAAAAACCCUUCAAUUUAAUCAACGGAAAACCAAGUAUAGCAUUCAAGAACCAAAUUUGCAGCUAUCUGCCUUCUCUGUAGUCUUGAUGUCUUUUAAAUGAACAUAGGGUUAAAAUCUUAGCAUUGUUAAUGAAUUAAUCGGAUAUUGGAUAGUUAACUUUUUUUUUUACAGUGUUUUGUACAUUUUGUUUAAGAUACAGCAAAAUGAACAGUAUCCUCUUUUGGAAAUUCAGUGUAUUUAAUAGGCUUUGACAUCUGCACUUCCCUAUUUUAUGGGGUUCUAACAGGCUUUGGAAAUGGUUAUAUAUCCAGGAACUACCCCUGUCUUUUAAAAUUCAUAUAACACUUAAUUGUACCCUAAAAUUAAAACCUCUAAGUAUAUCAUAGGAGAUGGAGAGUGAUUUCUCCAGUUAUUGCCAAUUAUUUUCCUCCUUUUCAAGGCAUAAAAGAAUGAAAAGUGCUACUGUCAUAUUUCAUUUAUAAAUUUAAGAGAUUAUUUUAAAGCUAAUAAUGAGUGUACAGUUUCAGUUGUUUACAACAAAACUGAGCAUUUAAAACUAGCCUCAAUGUUUAGUUUUGAAAUCAUCAUCCUGGUUAUUAAGAUUCCCAAAUGUCUGGAGUUCAUGGUUUUAUAGGAAGUACAAUAUUGAGAAACAGCAUGUUUGAAAACAAAACGGAGACCUGUGCCCUCAACAGAUGUGCAAUCUUUUUCUACAGUCUGCAUUUCACAAAAUUGUUUGAGAUUUUUAAUCUAAAAUGAAAAAGUAAACAACAGUGUUUAGCAACUGCAAUCAUUUUGCAUUUUUGUUUCAGAGCUUGAUGUGCAUUUUGUAACUAUGUCACAAAAUCAGCCUCUAUUUUGGAGUGUGGCGUUCGAUGGCUUAACACCACUUUAUAUGCUGUCUGUGUCAGGAAGUACAGUAUCAGAACAGUGCCGUUAACAAAAUAAACCUCAGCCUUUCAUGGGCAGAAAGCAGUUGUAAGAAAACAGGUUACUGUACCUCACUGUUUCCCCUUGGUUUUUCACCCACCCAUGUUUGUUUACGAUGAACUUUGUGCUUAUUCAAAUGCUGCAGAUACACAUCAGUGUAAAGUCAUAUACAUUAUUUAUGGAAUUUUUACUACUACUGUAAUACUAUUAAUCAAAAAUAUUAGCAAGCAGGUGCUUUCCCCCCCCCCUCCCCCCAAAGUUAGAGAAAAGAGCCUCAGCCACAACAUUUUUAGCUGGGUCUAAAGCUUGGAAUUGUUCAGAUCUAAAGCUUAGGCCUGUGCUUUCGCUUUCUCCUCAUUCACGUGAAUUACUGGUGCCAAUAGCACCUUGUCUAUACUGGCCUUUUUUCUGCAAUGUUUCCCACCAGUGGUAGCAAUGGUGGGAGUGCUAAUGUAGGCUGGCUGCCAGCAUUCCUAUCAUCAUAACUUCUGGACCAGCUCUGGACAGGGUCGGACAACAUUGAAGUCUACACUGGCACUCCUGCUGAUAGAGCAGUACCCUGGAAAUAUUUCAGGAGAAAGGCAUGUGUAAAUAAGAUAUGUAAAUUAGCCCUGUGGUUUUAAGAGGUCUUAAUCUGACAUUAUAGCUGGUGAUUGUUAGGAUGGCUAGAUGUCACAGACAGUAAUGGCACAUAAUGUAAAGGAGCAAGAAGAGAGAGAGAGAUGGAUAGAAGAGGAAGGAGUCUCUUUCCAAAAGAAUAACCUUAUUCAUUAGCACUGGAGAAUGCAUUUGUUUGUUACCGUGUCAUUACCCAUUUAGGUAAGCAUGAAAGUUUGCCAUUGAAAUAAAGAGGUCACCUUGUCCAAUUA
Mauremys reevesii (Reeves's turtle) is the source of this 7098-nucleotide messenger RNA. RefSeq names its product FER tyrosine kinase (gene FER). The record is from RefSeq and is a predicted model, not a curated record. Gene Ontology annotation, molecular function: ATP binding; non-membrane spanning protein tyrosine kinase activity. The transcript has 18 exons. Bases 1 to 2469 code for a protein of 822 amino acids. Gene Ontology annotation, biological process: regulation of actin filament polymerization; cell adhesion; regulation of mast cell degranulation. Lineage: Eukaryota; Metazoa; Chordata; Testudines; Geoemydidae.